AUGUUUGAGUUGGUGGUCUGGGUGACGGCCACCUUCCCAUACGUGGUUCUGCUCAUCCUCCUGGUCCGUGGCGCGACUCUUCCCGGCGCCUGGCGAGGCAUCGUCUUCUACUUGAGGCCCGACUGGGAGAAGCUCACCAGCACCGCCGUUUGGGUCGACGCCGCGGCCCAGAUUUUCUUCUCCUUGGGUCCUGGAUUCGGGGUCCUCCUCGCUCUGGCCAGCUACAACCCUUUCCACAAUAACUGUUAUCGUGACGCCAUUGUCACCAGUUUGGUCAACUGCCUCACCAGUUUCCUCUCCGGCUUCGUCAUCUUCACCGUCUUGGGAUACAUGGCCGAGAUGAGGGACGUGGAAGUGGAGGACGUGGCCAAGGACAAAGGUCCCAGCCUCCUCUUCAUCACUUACCCAGAAGCCAUUGCCACCAUGGUCGGGUCAACCUUCUUUGCCAUCAUCUUCUUCUUCAUGAUGAUCACCUUGGGACUCGAUAGUACGUUUGGGGGCCUGGAGGCCGUGAUCACCGCCAUCAUGGACGAGUAUCCCCAGACGCUGGGCAAACGGAGGGAGGUCUUUGUCCUCGGACUCAUCACCACGUCCUUCCUGGGGGCUCUGGCCACACUGACCAACGGUGGAUCAUACGUGGUGAAACUCUUGGAAGAGUUCGGGGCUGGGUGCUCCAUCUUGGCCAUCGUCUUCCUGGAAGCCAUUGCCGUCUCCUGGUUCUACGGAAUCCAACAAUUCUGCAACGAUGUGAAAUCUAUGCUGGGAUUUACUCCGGGGAUUUUUUGGCAAGUUUGCUGGGUCGCCAUUAGCCCGGCUUUCCUCGCUUUCAUCAUCAUCAGCUCUUUCUUGGAUCCGUCGCCUUUGACGUUGUUUGAUUAUCAAUAUCCUGAUUGGAGCGUCUCCGUCGGGCAUCUCAUUAGCGCUUCCUCCUUCAUUUGCAUACCGAUUUACAUGGGAUACAAAUUAAUCUGGACCCCGGGAUCCCUGAAACAGCGCCUCGCCGUGUGCCUUCGGCCGGAGAAGGAGCCCCGAGAGCCGACCAUAGAGUUUGGAGGACUUCCUGCAGGCCCGUGACCCCACUUCCUGUUUGCUCCCACGGGAAUCACCAUAGAGUUGGAGGACCAAGCCAACCGUGCCCCUCUAGACAACUCUAUGGGAACUUUCUGCCAUAUGCUUCCUUUAAAAAACCCAUGUUAGUUACUUUUGAAACUUAGUAACUUCCGUUACUUUUUUGAAGGUAACUAAGUUAUAUAAGUAAUUGAAAUGGAACUAAAUUAUGGAAGUAACCAACACAAAAGUUACUAAAUUAUAAACAUCAUCGUUUCAUGAGUAACUGAGAUAGAACUAAAUUAUGAAAGUAAUGAACCUAUGAAAGUAACUAACAUAAAAGUAAUGGAAUGGAACUAAAUUAUGGAAGUAACUAUAAUAUUAGUAACUUAAUGCAACUAAGUCAAAUAGUAACUAAAAUGAAAAUGGAACUGUGUUAUGAAAAGAACUAAGUUACAUCAGUAAACUGAAAUGGAAUUAAGUUAUAAAACUACCGUAACAGAAAUAAAUAAAGUAAAUGGAACUAAGUUGAAUAGUAAUUCAUCCAAAAUAGAACUGAUGAAAGUAACUGAAAUAGAAGCAAGAUAAGUUACAAAAUGAACUAACUUAUGAAAGUAACUAAAAUAGAACUGAAAUUUGAAAAUGGGAAACUGAAAUGGAAGUGAUGAAAGUAACUGUAAUGAAGUUACACAAUAGACUUAAAUUAUAUGAUUAACUGAAAUAGAACUAAAUCAUGAAAACGAUUAACUGAAAUGGAACUGAAAUGGAACUGAUGAAAUUAAAUGAAACCGGCACAAAAGUAAUUAAGUUAUGUAGGGUGAAAUACAUGUAAAAGUAACUAAGUUAUCUAACUGGAAUGGAGCUUAUGUGUAAAAGUAACUAAAUUAACUAAACAUUGAUUUGGUAACUAAAAUGAUACGAGUAACUAAAAUGGAACUAAGUUAUGAAAGUAACUAAGUUAUAUGAGUCGCUGAACUAGGAACGAAAUUACGAAAAUAAUGAAGUUAUAUGAGAGACCGAAAUGGAACUAAGUUACAAAAGUAACGGCAAUGCAAGUAACUAAAUUAAACAAAAUUGAAAUGGAUCUGAUAUAAACAUAACUAAAUUAUGCAAGUAACUGAAAUAGAACUAAGACGAAAAAGUAACUAAGUAACUGACAUGGAACUCAGUUACGCAAGUAAUUAAAACCAAUACAUUAAAAUGUAUCAUUUUUGAGAUGUAACUUUGUUUUUGUAUUUACCUAUGACAACUAUUAUUGAUGUAUUCAAAAUUGUUUUUAAUUAGUUCUAAAUAAUGUUCGA
Anolis carolinensis (green anole) is the source of this 2348-nucleotide messenger RNA. RefSeq names its product sodium-dependent serotonin transporter-like. Gene Ontology annotation, biological process: serotonin uptake; sodium ion transmembrane transport. Gene Ontology annotation, cellular component: neuron projection; plasma membrane. Bases 1 to 1074 code for a protein of 357 amino acids. The record is from RefSeq and is a predicted model, not a curated record. The transcript has 10 exons. Gene Ontology annotation, molecular function: serotonin binding; serotonin:sodium:chloride symporter activity. NCBI's taxonomy places the organism in Eukaryota, Metazoa, Chordata, Lepidosauria, Squamata, Anolidae.